UUAUCCAUUAUUUCUUCCUUUUGUAUUGACAGCGCGGUGUAAAACACUCAGCCUGAACAGUUUUCGGUCGGUAUAGUUCACGUUUGUUAGGCGGUGGGAAGCCGGAGGAGCAGUAGAUGGUCACCGCUUGACUCUUUCCAUCAAUACCAACGUUUUGCUGAAGUCUACAGAAUGGGUUCCGUCUCUCAGAACCUGCAAGAUCAGAUCUCAGAGCUGCUGAAGCCUCACAGAAUCUGCCUGGUGAUACCUGUUGUUCUGAACCACUCCGGUCAGCCAUAUGGGAGAUCGGCCAACAGGUUUGUGGUACUGAGUCUGUGGAGAGGUUACCUGGUUAUAAACAAGCAACCUGUCAGGGUGGAGAGCACAUUCAGCUACCUGGAGAUUUGCUCCAUCAAUAUUCACAGCCUCACAGAGAUUGUGUUGGAGACAGACAGGCAGACUUUGUCUUUCAGUGUAUUGCACGUUGAGGAUCUUGAAGCCAUGGUCAGUCACAUGACCAGCUCAUUGAAGAGGAUCUUCCCUGAUUCUUCUCCAGGAAAGCUGUUAAAGACAAUCCCUCCAGAUCUCCAGCAGAGACUCCUCACACUGACUGGUGUGAUAGAAGAGCAGAUGAAGAGUCACCCUGGCCCCUGUGGAGGAUUCUCUGAUACGUAUGCUGCUCUUUGUGAUUUCAAUGAGAUGCCAUUUAGAGAGGAGAUUCAGUGGGAUGUUGACAACAUCUAUUACAUCCACAACUGGAGACAUUUCAACCUGCUGGACUUCAGCCACUUAGACAGCAGAGACUUGGCAUUAGCAGUAGCAGCUCUGUCCUUCAACCAGUGGUUUACCAAGAUCUACUGCAAAGAACUCAAACUGUCAGUAGAUGUCCAGCAGCAGCUGACUUUCCUGCUGUCCAGAUCUCCCAGUCUGGAGGAGCUCUCACUGGAGGCCAGUGGACUCAAACUGGACUUUGCAAUCAAAAUGGCAGCUGCCCUGCGGGAGCACACCUCUUCUACCCUGCAUUCCAUCAACCUCUCAGGCAAUCCAAUCGAAGACAAAGGUAUAAUAGCUCUCAGUCAGGAGUUGGGAUAUCUAGCUCAAGGACUCAAGCACCUUUCUCUGUCCCGGGUAUCAAUGACUGCUAGAGGUCUUGGCUGUCUGAGUCAGCUUCUAUCCUCCAGUCCGCUCUUUUCAGCUUCUCUGACCCACCUCGAUCUGUCUGGUAACCCCAGCAGCCUGGUUACUGAAGAGGCCACGUUUCUCUUCAAGUUCUUGUCCAGUACUAACUCUCUGUCUCAUCUGGACCUCAGUGAUACCAACUGCCCUCUGGACACGUUAUUUGUGUCCCUGUCUGCUGGAUGUUGUUACAAACUGAUGCACCUGAACCUGGCCAGGAACCCCUUCAGCCACAGAAAGGUGCGGGGGGUAACCAGGAGCAUUCGAGAGUUCUUCAGUCAGAGCUGUGAGCUAAAAUAUGUGGGCCUAUCGGCAACCAAACUACCUCCACAAGCCCUCAGGUUAUUACUACAGGGUCUGGCGACCAACACUCGUCUCUUUGGGCUGGAAUUGGACCUCAGUAGCUGUGAGCUACGUUCAGCAGGGGCCCAGGUGAUACAGGAACACAUCUCUGAAGCUAGAGCUAUCAAAAGUCUGGAUAUCUCUGACAACGGUUUUGAGAAUGACAUGGUGACUCUGGUUCUGUCUGUCGGUCGAUGUCACUCUCUUCGACGCCUCGCACUGGGGAGAAACUUUGCCAUGAAGUCCAGAGCUCUCACUGACGUUCUUCAUCGUAUAGCUCAGCUCAUUCAGGAUGAAGAGUGUCCCUUGCAGUCUCUGUCAGUGUGUGACUCCAAACUGAAGACAGGGAUGCACAUUCUGCUGAGCGCUCUGGGCGGCCACACUUCUUUGGCUGAACUGGACAUCAGUGGAAACAACAUCGGAGACACUGGAGCCAAAAUGCUGGCUAAAGCCCUGAUGAAUAACAUCAGACUGAGGACUCUAACAUGGGACAGAAACAAUGUAACUGCCAGGGGUUUCCAGGAUUUGGCUGAUGCCUUGGAAAGGAACUUUACUCUGCAGCAGGUGUCCCUCCCCCUGGCUGAUAUCACACAGAGUUACCGUAGCAACCCUGACAGAACAAAAGAGGCCCUGCACAAGAUUCAGCAGUGUUUAGACAGAAACAACCAGAGACAGUCUGACGGAGUGGAACUUCAGAAAGUCUUAAGAACUCAACAAUCUGUAAAGCUGGUCCAAGGUAUGUGUCGGCAGUUGGAGGACAGCCUUAAACGUUUAAACCACUGCAGCAUUCAGGAGGUCCAGGCUGACAUCCUGACAGCACACGAGGUGCUGCACAACGCCAGGGAGUCCUUCAAGCUGCUCCCCUCUCUGUAUGAGGCAGGCAGGAAGUGUGGCUCUUACGGGGACUUGGUGAACUGCAUCCUCACUGACACUGCUGCCGCACUGACUACUGAGUUCACUCGAAGCAUACAGGAGAUGGCUCAAAGCCUGAUGAGGUGUGCAGAGGCAGUGUGUCCACGGGUGGUCCAGCGGUCAAGUGUGUGCGAGUGUCUGUCGGAGUGUGUGUCUAAAAGAAGCAGACAGACACACGCAUUCCUGAGAAGCACUCUUGUGGAGAGCACGGGGCAGAUCAUCAUCAAUAGACUGCGUGACCUAAGACAAACAUUGAGUGUCUCUUUGGCUGAAAGCAUCAUAGAACAAGUACUACAGGAUCUGACAAUGGCACAGGGCAAAAUGGAUUGCCUUAUAAAAGAAAAUUCAUGCAGUGCUCUGAAAACCAGCAUCCCAGACCUCCGUCUGGUUGACAGUGACUUCCCAACUGAUGAUUACAGUCCAGCAUUUUGGAGAAAUAGUUUCCACUCCAAGAGCCUGAGGCCCGCCCCUUCAAUUAAGAGUAAUGGAAAAGCCCACUCCAGACAAGAGGCUCCCUUCCCCGGCUGCGGCCCCAGCCCAGGCGCCCUCCCCAGCUCUGGAUCCCCCUCUUCCCCCAUGGAGUCUCUACCAACCAAGGGACAGACUUUAAGGCACUACACCGCCUCCCGACCAAGGCCGCGACGCACACAUACACAGCCCCCCUCCUUCAGGCCUCAGGAGCCAGUAUCAAAAGUAGAGAAUGAGGCCAGUGAGGGGAUGGGCAGAGUGGAUGAAGGAGUAGAGGAGUUCUUCACCAAGAAAAUCCUCCCUGACUAUGCACUAAAAGGCCAGUGGGAGGAUUCAAACCCUGCCCAAGCCACUCCCUCAGAGUCAAGCUCCACCCCCUCUGCCUCAACCCCCUUUUCCUCCUCAUCUGAGAAUAUCACUUCCUCUACCACCACCACUGUCACCUCUCCUUCUGUCCCAUCUACUGACAAAUCCUUUACAUCCACUGAUGUUCCUCCCCUCUCAACAUCCUCCACUCCCCCGACCCCCUCUUCUGUCACCACCACCACCACACUUCCCACCAAAAACAUCAAGAAAAAGUUUGGCGACUUCUUCGCCUUCAAGAGGGCUCGAGCUGGCCGAGCCACCAAGGCAGGAGGGGGAGAGGGAGGAGGAGGAGAGGGGGUUAAGGUCAAAAGGACCUCCAUUGCAGACCUUAUUCGACCCCUCCGUGAGGCCAAAGAAAGGGAGAGAGAGAGGGAGAGGGACAAGGAGAGAGAGGAGAGAGGGGCAAGGUCAGUGGAGGAUGCUAACGUUUUUAAUGAUGCCACCACCACAGAAGGAACCGCUUCCACCAGCCACCACCUUGCAGGCAAUGCGAGGGAAGUGAUGGGGCCUGCCAGUACAUUAACCACUACAACACCUCCCAGUGAGACCACUCCCUCUUACAGCACCAUCACCACAAGUCCUGACUUCAUUACUGCUAUGCUUUCCAACCUGGAAGAAGAGGCAGUUCCAGUGUUGCCACGGCACACCCCCGGUCCGGUGGUAACAUCCCCCCUAACUGAGCAGGAGAGAAGUGGCGUGCUGACGAAGGAGAUUAAGUUGGGAGGGAUUCCAUAUGGAGAAAGGAGACUAAAGGUGACCAAAAGGUCACUGAGAGAGGGCAAGAGCCAGAGUCUCAUACUGCUGACCGGAUUGGAGCCUGAAGACAAGGAUAACACACACAGUAAGAAACAUGCGUCAGAGAGCACGUCUAGCUUUGAACAGAGGCUUCAGGUGAUGCUACACAGAAUGGGCGUGGCCAAAACUCCACCUGCUGACACAAAGACAAGUCAGAAUAAAGACGAGGAGCUAAGAAAGGCCAACUCUGAAGGUGCUAUCCUGGACAAACCUGAACCACCUCCCACAUACAUGAAGCCCAGAACCAUGUCCACUUCAUCAGCAGACCCCAGGCAUCCUAUUAGAGCGCUGGACCCCAUCCGUCCGGACCCUCCCCUUCACCCAAAGCCCAUCCUCUCCGAGCGCCCCAUUGGCCCUCUGCCACCCAAACCUGCCAUCGCAGCCAAGCCUCCCCUCCCAUCCCCGCCUGCUCCUGCAGGGGGAGGAGCCCGUCAGUCCUCUGCUCCUCCGUCCAGCAGCUCAGCAGAAGGAGUCCAGCUCAGAGCACACGCUCAUGAUGGCAGGCCAGGGGAGAGUACAGCAGAGAAUGGAGGCCAGGAGGAUCCCCAGGGUGCAGCUUCGGGUUCGCCCCCCCGGAAAGAACUGCUUCCUCCAGCCCCAUCUCCAUGGAGGGGUCCCCGCGCACAGGAUCGCUCUGAGAAAGCACAAUCAGUGACAGACGAGAGUCUUCCUAAGCCACGCCAACACAUGAAGCCCCUUCCACAACGCAGAGCUGUGUCCGUCCAUGAGGAUGCUCUGGCCAUGACACAAGAGCUGAAAGCAGUGUUGCAGAAGUCGCCCAUCCGUUUCCGGGGCAACAGAGGCGACCUGCCCACCUGCACUGAAGAUCCAUCAAAUGGGGUGGAAGCACAGAGGGCUCAUGAGAGAGCCGGUAACGCAGGUAAAGAGACAGCUGCAGAAAAGAAGGAAGCUUUCCAGAGGGAGGAGCUAAAGGCAGAGAAAGGAAGGAUGUGCUGUGGAGGAAAAGUAGCUGAAGCCAAGCACCCCCCUCCAGGAGAGGAAGAAGCCUCAGGCUCAGCAUGUCCCUCCUCUACAGCUCAGGCUCAACAAGCAGCAUCAGCACCCCAACACUUCAGUCCAGCUGCAGCCCUCGAUAAAGCUCUGUCCACCCUGGAGAGGUAUCCAGCACUAACCCAAAAGCCUCCUGUAACCCCCACAUUCCAGAAAAAGAGCCCCUCCACAGCCCCAGCAUUGGCCCAAACUCUAGAAAAACUGGUGGUGUCCCCACCACUCCAAGACAAGACCCCCAGCACAAUCCCAGCUGCAUCUGAAUCCCUGGAAAACCCCCGAGUGAGUGCUCUGUCCCACAAGAUGAAGAGCCCUGGCACAGUGCCAGCCAGAGUGGAUCUAAGAAACAGCACACAGGAGAGAGGAGAGGCGGUCUCUAAACAGCACACAAUGAAGGCAGAGCCAGCAGACCAAAGAACUGAGCCCCCUCUGUCCGAAUAACACACACAGACUGACUUACCCGAAGAGAAGAGACACACCUGGGAGAGAGAGGAGGCAGGGGGUCUGUGACAUCACUGAGAUCAGGAACUGGAAGGAUACACAAGGUCUGAGAGUAGCCUUAAUGUUGUACCCUCCUGUGGAAAACAGCUGCUGUGUCCAAUGUCAGGGGUGUUCUCUUUGAAAGUCUGAUAAAUAAAUAUUAUUCAGUACACACGGUUGGUGCCUAUUUUUACUGCUAGUUUACAGCUAACAUCUUUACAGCUGACAGACUGCACAAACGGUCCAGUGGUCCGAUAACGUGCCCAGAACAACAGAAGUUUUGAAUGUUCCAACACAACUGAAUCUCAAUCUUCAACUUCUGAGCAUCAUUUGUUUGAGGGCAACUUUCUGAAAAUAAACAACUACAUUUUUUUUUUUUGCCUACAUGAGUUGAUUAGGAGUACGCAAGCAUGGCACGUGGUUUGGUUUGUGUGAGGCUUCCAGAUGCCUACAACUUUGACAGCUGGGUUGUUUUUGCAGUCCCAGCUACUUACCCCAAACAGCAAAUACACAGAUGUUAGCUGUAGCCAGUUAGCAACAUACAAACCAACCUUGCAUCUUCAGAGUGUGUCUGUGUGUGUUGACAACUCAUCCUCUGACAGAUGUCAAUAAGACACUUCAUUCUGUCAUUUUGCUCCAGACUCAGUAUUUUCUCAUCUCCAUACAAAGGAUGAAGUGGCGUCAUAAAGCUGCAGGAUAAGCAGGGAUUUUUCACUUGUGUUGGAACAUUUAACUUGUCUAACUCUCAGCCUCAAUUCGCACCAGCUAGGGCGAAUCUGCAUCCACUUGCAUCUUUGCAUUGAGUAAUAUGCAACCUUGCCACCUCUAAAACUCACUCUGCGAUCAGUCUGAACACACCUUUAAGACACAGUGUGAGCUGAGUCCUUCCAGGGAGGCUGAGUCUUGAAUGGGACACAGCCAGCAUCAGCUAAAUGAGUGAAUUGAUAAGCAUCAGCUGGGGGGAUGUGAAAUCUUUGCUGUAUGGUCUCCACAAAAGGACGGCACAUUUAAGAACACGUUUAUGUGUGUAGUUCAUCAACAUGUUGGGUUUCAACGCACCAUGUCAAAUACACAUUUAUAUCUCCUGCUUACAUAAAUGUGAUCAUUACAAUUUCAUAGGGGGUUUUCAAGGUCCAUGAUGUAGUUUAUGUAGUUUCUCUUUGCCUACUUUUUUUUUUUCAAAACCAGAAGACAACCAGGUUUCGGGGAAAAAAGGCUUCUUCAACUACAUUGACAUAAUUUAUGUGGCUCACAUUUAUGGAUUAAUCUACAUUAAGACACAUUAAGAUCAUUGCUCCAGUUCAUUUUUAAUUGGGGAAUUUUGGUAAAUGUUUAAAUGGUAAUGAGUCAAAAAUUGAUUUCAUUAUGUUUUAAUUAUCAUUUUUAAUUCCCUCUUGGUGCUCUGCUUAUUUUCUGUCAUUAGCCUGAUCUUCAGAUUGAAUUGGCAUUUUCUUACCCAGUCAAACACUUUGUUAGCUGUUUGGAAGGAAGGAUUUUCUGGCCCAAACCAAUCAAUGUGACAACCAUCCACUCAGAGACAGAGGCUGAGCUAGCGUCAGUAGAUAUUUGUUAGGUUGUAUAAUGUCAAUCAAGGUAAUCUGUUUUGCUAAAUGAACAAGUCAAUCACGUUCAUUUCACCAAUUACUAUUUCUACUGAGGUCCUGCAGCUUACGUCACAGUCUCUAACAGCAGCCAUACUAGCAGGCAGAAAAUAAGCUUUCUGUCCGGCUAGCAUAAAGAUGCAUUACUGACUGCUGAGGUAUCUAGUUUCAAAUGAGAUCAAAUAAAUUCCACUAUGCCAGAUUGCACUAUUACACACACUGUGUAAACUGCAUGAAUGGAAGUACAGUACCAAACCCACAGUUAAUUUUUUUUUCAUUUCCUUUAAAUAAACAUCGGAGAGAUUUAUCUGCCAGUAAAAGUGCCGUGCUCAGGGAGAUAACGUAAAGUUACUACAUAAGAAGGUCCAUCAUUGGUUUAAAGUUGAAAGCCCACAGAGUUCACAAGGCUUUGUCAUGACAAUUUCUAUACAGUGAGAUUGUAGUUAAGCUUUAUCAUACUUAAACUAGUCUUACAAGUAAAUAUAAUAUAUAUAUAUAAUCCAUUUAGAACAGUAGCUUUCAUUGCCAACAUUGGUCGCCAUAUUUGUUUGGAUUUUGUCUCUGGAACAGCUACAUUUUCCCAGCUGAAGUUGUGCUCACAAAGGCUUUGACUGGCUCAGUUGAUUUUCCAGCUGGGAUAAAUUUAAUCAGAAGCACAACACCACAUCUUUGAAAUUAAAAGUAACAUUUCCAAAGUGGGUGCCCACGAGGCGAAGAUUAAGAUUAAGAUUAUACAUAAGACAUAUGGUUUUGUUUUAAUUAGAUGUUUAUAGAUGUUUUUGUUAAUAAUACCUCCCAAUUUUUCUCACAAAUGCCGCUCUUACUACAGGGUGGCUCCCAGCAUCUUGUAAAAAACAUUUACAAUUCAAGAAAUUAGCUCAAUUAUCUGGUUCUUUUCUGGUUCUUUUUAUUUUUAUACACUGAAAAUUAUUUCAACCGCAUUUCUUUUUUACACUAUUUAUUACAGGUCCCAUUAUGCCAUCCACAUGGAAAAAUGUUCCAAUUUUCAGUCUAAGAGUGUUGCUUUUGCCUUGUUAAGAUGUUUUCACAUUAAGCCUUUUAGAAUCUUCAGAGUAACACAUGGGACACUAAAGCUCUGCAUGUUUCUGCAUAUUUCUAUGAAAUCACAUCAGAAUAUGACAUUUAGUCAAUGUCACAUAUUUAAUUCAGGUUCAGUCAUUCCAUUAGACAACCGAUCAACCACAACAUUAAAACCGGUAACUGGUUUUAACGUUGUGGCUGCUGUGUGUAUAUAAUCAUUAUGUCCAUCAUAUCACAUGAGGACAAGAUAAAAUCCUAAUGAAAGACCAAUAUACAGUAUACACAGAUAUUGUGUGAGAUAACAGUAUGAUCAGAUAUUGUGUGAGGUAACAAGAGUGUAUUCAGUCUAUCAAACUCUCAGGGUGGUUGUGAAGAGUGGUUUGUGUUUUGUGAGAGCAGACCUCAGUCCAGCUCCCUGUGUUGUCAGUGACCCGAGCCUCCGUCUCAUCCAGGGUUAGAGUUUAUUUUCUACCGUCAUAUUUAUCUUUGCCUUGCACGCACAGAAUAUGUAAAAAACUACAUAAAGUAAACAAAAACAAAGUUAUGAACAGAGUCUAAAUCCAUACCUAUACUUGUUAAUAAUUAUUAAAA
Xiphias gladius (swordfish) is the source of this 8759-nucleotide messenger RNA. RefSeq names its product capping protein regulator and myosin 1 linker 2 (gene carmil2). Gene Ontology annotation, molecular function: protein binding. The coding region runs from base 172 to 5487 and encodes 1771 amino acids. Gene Ontology annotation, biological process: cell migration; regulation of Arp2/3 complex-mediated actin nucleation. Gene Ontology annotation, cellular component: lamellipodium; plasma membrane. The transcript is spliced from 42 exons. NCBI's taxonomy places the organism in Eukaryota, Metazoa, Chordata, Actinopteri, Istiophoriformes, Xiphiidae. The record is from RefSeq and is a predicted model, not a curated record.